Molecule: messenger RNA, 3698 nt
Organism: Lemur catta (Ring-tailed lemur)
Lineage: Eukaryota; Metazoa; Chordata; Mammalia; Primates; Lemuridae
Gene: ATP9B
Product: ATPase phospholipid transporting 9B (putative)
Exons: 29
Coding region: 27-3440 (1137 amino acids)
Biological process (GO): phospholipid translocation; endocytosis; retrograde vesicle-mediated transport, Golgi to endoplasmic reticulum
Cellular component (GO): plasma membrane; trans-Golgi network; endosome
Molecular function (GO): ATP binding; ATP hydrolysis activity; ATPase-coupled intramembrane lipid carrier activity
Source: RefSeq, a predicted model, not a curated record
GGCGGAGCGGGCGCGGCGGCCGGGGCAUGGCGGACCAGAUUCCUCUGUACCCGGUGCGCAGCGCCGCGGCGGCGGCCGCAGCCAACCGCAAACGCGCAGCCUACUAUAACGCCACGGGGCCUAGGCCAGGGGCCGCCCGGCACAGCAGGUACCAGCUGGAAGAUGAGUCUGCCCAUUUGGAUGAGAUGCCCCUGAUGAUGUCUGAAGAAGGCUUUGAGAACGACGAGAGUGAUUACCACACGCUGCCGCGAGCUAGGGUGAUGCAGAGAAGAAGAGGACUGGAGUGGUUUGUCUGCGGUGGGUGGAGACUCCUCUGUGCCAGUUGCUGUGAUUGGCUGAUAAAUAUUUGUCAAAGAAAGAAAGAACUGAAAGCUCGCACAGUGUGGCUUGGAUGUCCUGAAAAGUGUGAAGAAAAACAUCCCAGGAAUUCUAUAAAAAAUCAAAAAUACAAUGUGUUUACCUUUAUACCUGGGGUUUUAUACGAACAAUUCAAGUUUUUCUUGAAUCUCUAUUUUCUGGUAGUAUCCUGCUCACAGUUUGUACCAGCAUUGAAAAUAGGCUAUCUCUACACCUACUGGGCUCCUCUGGGAUUUGUCUUGGCCGUUAUUAUCAUGCGGGAAGCAGUUGAUGAAUUUCGGCGUUUUCAGCGAGACAAGGAAGUAAAUGCACAACUAUAUAGCAAGCUCACAGUAAGAGGUCAAGUGCAAGUUAAGAGUUCAGACAUUCAAGUUGGAGACCUCAUCAUAGUGGAAAAGAAUCAAAGAAUUCCAUCAGACAUGGUGUUUCUUAGGACUUCAGAAAAAGCAGGUUCGUGCUUUAUUCGAACGGAUCAACUAGAUGGUGAAACCGACUGGAAGCUGAAGGUGGCUGUGAGCUGCACGCAGCGUCUGCCGGCUCUGGGGGACCUUUUUUCUAUCAAUGCUUACGUUUAUGCUCAGAAGCCACAACUGGAUAUCCAUAGUUUUGAAGGCACAUUUACCAGGGAAGACAGUGACCCACCCAUUCAUGAAAGUCUCAGCAUAGAAAAUACCUUGUGGGCAAGCACCGUUGUUGCAUCAGGUACUGUAAUAGGUGUUGUCAUUUAUACUGGAAAAGAGACUCGAAGUGUUAUGAACACAUCCAAUCCAAAAAAUAAGGUUGGUCUAUUGGACCUUGAACUCAAUCAGCUGACGAAGGCACUAUUUUUGGCAUUAGUUGCUCUCUCAGUUGUCAUGGUAACCUUACAAGGAUUUGUAGGCCCAUGGUACCGCAAUCUUUUUCGGUUCCUUCUUCUCUUUUCCUACAUCAUUCCCAUAAGUUUGCGUGUGAACCUGGACAUGGGCAAAGCAGCAUACGGGUGGAUGAUCAUGAAAGACGAGAACAUUCCCGGCACAGUCGUCCGGACCAGCACCAUCCCAGAGGAGCUGGGGCGCCUGGUGUAUUUGCUGACAGACAAAACAGGGACCCUUACCCGGAAUGAGAUGAUAUUUAAGCGGCUCCAUCUGGGCACCGUGUCCUAUGGGACCGACACGAUGGAUGAGAUCCAAAGCCACCUCUCGAGUUCUUACUCUCAGAUACAUUCUCAAGCUGCUGGAAACAACGCCAGUUCACCUCCACCAAGAAAAGGCCCAUCUUCAGCUCCCAAAGUCAGGAAAAGCGUCAGCAGUCGAAUCCACGAGGCUGUGAAGGCCAUCGCACUGUGUCACAACGUGACUCCCGUGUACGAGUCCUGGGCCGGUGUCACUGGGGAGACCGAGGUUGCCGAGGCCGACCGGGACUUCAGCGACGAGAACCGCACCUACCAGGCCUCCAGUCCCGAUGAGGUGGCCCUGGUGCAGUGGACGGAGAGCGUGGGCCUCACCCUAGUCAGCAGGGACCUCGCCUCCAUGCAGCUGAAGACACCUGGCGGCCAGAUCCUCACCUUCCACAUCCUGCAGAUGUUCCCGUUCACCUCGGAGAGCAAGCGGAUGGGGGUCAUCGUCAGGGACGAGUCCACGGCAGAAAUCACGUUUUACAUGAAAGGUGCGGACGUCGCCACGUCCUCCAUCGUCCAGUACAACGACUGGCUGGAAGAGGAGUGCGGGAACAUGGCUCGGGAAGGGCUGCGGACGCUCGUGGUUGCCAAGAGGUCGCUGACAGAGGAGCAGUACCAGGACUUCGAGAGCCGAUACAGUCAGGCCAAGCUGAGUCUCCACGACAGGACGCUCAAGGUGGCCGCGGUGGUCGAGAGCCUGGAGCGGGAGAUGGAGCUGCUGUGCCUCACGGGGGUCGAGGACCAGCUGCAGGCGGACGUGCGGCCCACGCUGGAGAUGCUGCGCAACGCGGGGAUCAAGAUCUGGAUGCUGACGGGCGACAAGCUCGAGACGGCCACGUGCAUUGCCAAGAGCUCCCACUUGGUGUCCAGAUCGCAAGACAUUCAUGUUUUCAGACAAGUCACCAGUCGGGGCGAGGCCCACCUGGAGCUGAACGCGCUGAGGAGGAGGCAGGACUGUGCGCUGGUCAUCUCCGGGGACUCUCUGGAGGUGUGCCUGAAGUACUACGAGCACGAGCUGGUAGAGCUGGCCUGCCAGUGCCCGGCCGUGGUGUGCUGCCGCUGCUCGCCCACACAGAAGGCGCGCAUCGUCACGCUGCUGCAGCAGCACACGGGGAGACGCACCUGCGCCAUCGGUGACGGGGGAAACGACGUGAGCAUGAUCCAGGCGGCAGACUGCGGGAUUGGGAUCGAGGGAAAGGAGGGGAUGCAGGCCUCGCUGGCGGCCGACUUCUCCAUCACGCAGUUCCGGCACCUCGGCAGGCUGCUCGUGGUGCACGGGCGCAACAGCUACAAGCGGUCGGCGGCGCUGGGCCAGCUGGUCAUGCACAGGGGCCUGGUCAUCUCCACCAUGCAGGCCGUGUUCUCCUCCGUCUUCUACUUCGCCUCGGUGCCUCUGUACCAGGGAUUCCUCAUGGUGGGGUACGCGACCGUGUACACCAUGUUCCCAGUGUUCUCCCUGGUGCUGGAUCAAGACGUGAAGCCGGAGAUGGCCAUGCUGUACCCGGAGCUGUACAAGGACCUCACCAAGGGCAGAUCCUUGUCCUUCAAGACCUUCCUCAUCUGGGUGUUAAUCAGUGUUUACCAAGGCGGCAUCCUCAUGUACGGGGCCCUGCUGCUCUUCGAGUCGGAGUUCGUGCAUGUGGUGGCAAUCUCCUUCACGGCGCUGGUCCUCACCGAGCUGCUCAUGGUGGCGCUGACCGUCCGCACGUGGCACUGGCUGAUGGUCCUGGCCGAGUUCCUCAGUCUGGGCUGCUACGUGGCCUCGCUCAUCUUCCUAAACGAGUACUUUGACGUUGCCUUUAUCACCACCGUGACCUUCCUGUGGAAAGUGUCGGCGAUCACCGUGGUCAGCUGCCUCCCGCUGUACGUGCUCAAGUACCUGAAGCGCAAGCUGUCCCCGCCCAGCUACUGCAAGCUGGCCUCCUGAGCCCUCGGGGCCUCACCACUUCUCCUUUUUAUUGUGUUUCAAAACUUAAUUUCCACUUCGAAGCAGCUUGAGUUUCUAUUGCAAAUGAGCCCUGAGUAUGUCACUGCUGCUGUGAGGGGUCUGUCUUGCUCUGGAGUCCUGAGAGUCGAAGCGAAGGCUUAAUUUCUGCAGUUUCCUACUGGUCAAGUAGUUCUUUCUCUGGUGUUCUAGCGGGAGAGUCGUUCCUGCCCAAACACAAUAAAGUCUAGAUGCUUUCGG